This is a messenger RNA of Lasiosphaeria miniovina, 3909 nucleotides long. RefSeq names its product guanine nucleotide exchange factor. Gene Ontology annotation, molecular function: guanyl-nucleotide exchange factor activity; protein binding. Bases 329 to 3421 code for a protein of 1030 amino acids. Lineage: Eukaryota; Fungi; Ascomycota; Sordariomycetes; Sordariales; Lasiosphaeriaceae. Gene Ontology annotation, cellular component: nucleus; cytoplasm; division septum. The transcript has 4 exons. Gene Ontology annotation, biological process: septin ring organization; intracellular signal transduction; establishment of cell polarity. The record is from RefSeq and is a predicted model, not a curated record.
UCGCAACGCUUCCCGCCUUGUCUGGGGUGCGUGCCUUAUUGCGGCUGACGGGAGCCUGAGGGCCCACGAACCAGGCGCCGACUAGCGUCGAGGGUAUCCCGCCGUGACUCGAAUGCUCAGUCCAGUCGACCUCGAUUGCCAGCCCGAGUAAUCGUCGCAUUUGGUCUCUCGACAGACCCCGCUACGUCGCACACCAAGCCGCCAUCGCAAUUCCACAUCCCUUACAGCAGCCUCCGAUUGACAUCCUGCUUUGACAGGGCCCACGAGAUUGCACCCCCCGCCAUCGCGGAUCGGUCCCCACCGCGGGUUUGCGAAUGGAGAGCUAGUUAUGGCCCAUGCUCCCCUUCUUCGAACGAACACCGCCCCUAGCUUCCAAGCUUCCAUGGACGGUGUCUCCAGAACAAAUACCAUGAGCAGCAUGUCGAGCGCGCCGCGCGUGAGCAAGCUGUCGGGCUCUGCGACCUUCCCGUCGACAGCCUCGUUAAACUCCUUGUCUAGCUCGUCCACUCUCGUUGCGCAACCGAGUGGGACGACAAAUGGCCCGGUCGUGGCUACCAGCAACAUCAUAAACCAGAAAGCCGACGCAUCCCGAUCCUUGUAUCAAAUAUGCGUAUCUUUGAAGCAGAGACUGUCCAAAGUGCCCGGCUUCGAGAAACGUAUGGAGCGGUUAGAGCAAAUGGCGGACGAUCCGGACGAGGGCGGGCCCGUUGAGUCGUUGUGGAAGCUGCUGCGAACCGGGUAUCCGCUCUUGGACAUCUACAACGUCCUGAAGCAAGACCAGCCCCCCCUCGUAGCGGACGAGAAGCCGGGAGAUUCGGAAGCCAAGAAGUCAAAGAUUGCCAUCUUGACCUUUGUGAGGGCCUGCUUGAAAGAGCUUGAGCUGCCGGCCGAGGAGUGCUUCAUAAUCAACGACCUCACGGGCACCGAUACAACGGGGUUUGUCAAGGUAACCGCCGUCAUCAACUAUGUUCUUGAUCUCGCUGAACAACGGGGAUUGCUACUUCAAAACCAACCAUAUCCCGAGGAUGACUCCAUGCAACCAACAUCCCAGAUGAGCUAUCGAGACUAUGUCGUUCGCGAACUGGUGGAUACGGAGCGCAAAUACGUCCAGGACCUUGAGAAUUUGCACGACCUGAAGAAAACACUGGAGCAGAGGGGUGUCAUACCCGGCGAUGUCGUCCAUGAUAUCUUCCUCAAUAUCAACGCGAUCCUAGACUUCCAGCGCAGAUUCCUCAUCAGGGUAGAAACAACAAACUCGAUGCCACAGGCAAGACAGGAAUGGGGAAGUCCGUUUGUUACAUACGAGGAGUCCUUCAAUAUCUACCAGCCUUUUAUCGCCAACCAGCGGAAGUCUGCCAAACUAGCAGGCGCCGUAUUCGACAAGAUCAUGUCUGCCGAGCACCCGGUUGCGUGCGAUUUUAACACGCUAGACGGCUUUCUUCUCAAGCCAAUGCAGCGGCUUGUCAAGUACCCGCUUCUCCUCAAGGAUCUGCUGAAGAAGAGCGAGGACGAGGCCACCAAGACGGAUCUAUCGGCGGGCAUUGCUGCAGCCGAGCGGGUUUUGCAGAAAGCCAACGAGGCUGUUGGCCGCGAUCUACUGGAUGAAGCCCUUGAGGAUUUAAUAACAAGAGUGGAUGACUGGAAGAACCACAGGGUAGACCAGUUUGGGAAGCUGUUACUCCAUGGAGUCUAUACAGUUAUCACUGGCAAAAGUGACCAGGAGAAGGACUACGAGAUUUACCUCUUUGAGUGCAUACUCCUAUGUUGCAAGGAGAUUGCACCCACCAAGAGCAAGGACAAAAAGGACAAGACGCGGUCAACCGGCCCCAAGGUGCGCAACAAGAAUGCCAAAUUACAACUAAAGGGCCGCAUCUUCAUGACCAACGUCACGGAUGUGGUUGCCAUUUCGAAGACCGGCUCGUAUACGGUGCAAAUCUGGUGGAAAGGUGACCCCGGAGUUGAGAAUUUCAUGAUCAAAUUCCAAAAUGAGGACAUGAUGAAGAGGUGGGCAGCGGGUCUAGAUCAGCAGCGCAAGGAGAAUGCGCCACCAACCCAGCCGAGCCCGGAUCAGCCACCACCAAAUUUUGCUUGGAUUGCCUCGCAGAGCAGCGGGUUGGAAAACCCGUAUGCAAAGCAGCAGGAGGAUGACGAUGACGAAGACGAACAGUUUGGCACACCGACGCCUUCUCAGUAUGGCGGCGCCACACCCCAAUCGUUGCCGGGCACAAUGCAGCGGAAUGGCUCGAGCACAAGCUUGCGCCAACGAUCAACAACGGGGGAUAGUGCUCAGUCUGUCCCCGGCCUUAACCGUGUUCCUCCACCACGUUUUCCCCUCCCGCAACCUCCAGCCGCACUUAGUGUUCAGACGCAGAUUGGAGGGAUGAAUCAACCGAUGCCAACGCCUCGUGGCGGCGAGUCGUACUUCUCGCCUGUGGCGGAGUCGCCGGCAUCAAGUCGGACGAGCACAACAAGUGGUAUCUUCGCCUCUGGUUCAGGCUACCAAUUCCCCAAGUCGGGCACUCCCCAGCCAAACUGGGGACCAGAAGACAACAAUCGCUACACAGCUCCGGCCAUGCCACGUGCACCUUCGAGGGACGGACCAUCGCCUGUUAAUGCCUACGGGAUGGUGAGCUCGAACGGGCGCAACCCUCGGGGGCCCUCAAUGCCAGUCUUGUCUCGGGAAUCCGCCCAGCUGCAGCAGCAACGUAUUCGAAGUUAUAGCACACCGGAUAUCAAUGGGCAGGUGAAUGGGCGCAGUAAUAGUCAAGGUGUUCCUGCGGUGCCGGGCAUCCCUGCGCACCUGCACCCAACUCACCAUCGGCAUGACUCUAAUAUCCCGAGAAGCAACGCUGGUAGUCCCGCAAACGAUUUACCGUUGCGGACAAACACAAGUUCCCCCAGCACUCAGCGCGCAAGACAGUACGGGGGCACCAUGGCCCAGUUCCCGGCUCAACCCAUAUAUCCGCGUCAGGGGACACCUAACGGUGGGGCGAGCCUGCCGCCGCCGGGUCCGCCGCCGCCCGGCUUGGCACCGCUUGCGCCUAUUGAUACGACACGGGCCAUUUCCCAAGGUCCUGGAACAGCACCCAUGUCGGGCCAGAUCCAACUUGUCCCCCCUACCCCUGAUAUCCCGCUGCCGACGCAGCUGAAGGUGAAGGUGAACUGUGAUAACAAUAAUUAUGUGACCCUUGUCGUUCAGUUCAAUAUCACGUAUCAGAGUCUCAUCGAUCGCAUUGAUGCGAAGCUGGCGCGGUUUACCAACAGUAGUAUUGGAAAGGGAAACCUCCGGCUUCGGUAUCGUGACGAGGACGGCGAUUUUGUGACAAUCGAGAGCGAUGACGACAUCCUAAUUGCGAUUUCGGAGUGGCGCGAGACCAACCGUGGAGAGAUCGAGCUCUUCUGCACCGGGGCAAUGAACUGAAUGUUCCCUUCCGGGUGGCAUGUUCGAGUUGUGGAGCACCGAAAUGGUGGAUUCCAUAUUCCGCACCGAAGGCGCUCGAAAGAACAGCAGUGCACACACAGCUUGCACUCGUCGACAUUACUCCAUCAUUCCCUUCACCUCAACGCGCCUCAUUUUGCGUCAACUUAUCUGUUUUGAAUCACUCUGCAUGGAGUCCAUGGAGCCCUUUUUUGUCCUUUUCAUCCGCGGAAAGCUGAGCAAGCAACAUGCAACAAAGCAUCACACCUACUCGAUACAUCAUUGUCUGGACACUCCUAAAUUUUCUAGUAUCUCUUUCUCUCUCUCAUGCCGGGGAUUUUGAUGGACUCGCAUAGAGGACGGAGUAAAAAAUCCAUUGUUUUCAGAUAACCCUUUUACACCAAAACAAGGGAGGGGCGGGACCAAAUACUCACAUCACACAUCAGACCUUCCCUCGCAGGUUUUUUUGUUUCUUCUAUAGAUGGUGGAAA